AUGCCCGUGAUCAAGGAGCACGAUCUCGUGGGACCCGCGCCCCCUGGUCCCCCGAGGGCGCGAGGGUCAAUCGAUGAGUUGGGAGUCUACGACGAUGCGAGGACAUACUAUACCGCGGAGGAGCGCCACAGGAACAAUCGGGCUGGGCCGCGAACACGUACCUACUCUCAGAAUAGCUUGUUGAAACAGAUGGAGCAGAUGCGUAUGCAUGAGCCGUAUAGGCGAGGAAGUCAUGACGAGUCUACGAUCCCCCAUGGCCGCCGCUUCCUGAUCCAGGUCGAGCCGACGCUACAAAGCCUGCAAUUGCAGGAGGACACAGACAGGAACAUGCAAAUCACAAUUGAGGACAAUGGGCCUAAGGUUCUUACCCUCCGCACAGCGGCUUCCAACGGGCACAAUCGCUUCGACGUCCGCGGCACCUACAUGCUUUCCAACCUUCUGCAAGAGCUCUCGCUCGCCAAAGAGUAUGGCCGGAAGCAGAUCAUCCUGGAUGAGGCGAGACUGAACGAGAACCCCGUCAAUCGGCUAUCACGGAUGAUCCGGGACCACUUCUGGGAGGGGCUUACGCGGCGCAUCGACGCUUCGAGCAUCGAGAUUGCCGCGCGGGAUCCAAAAGACUGGACCGAUGACCCUCGACCACGGAUCUAUGUGCCCGGGGGCGCCCCUGAGCAGUACGAGUACUACAAGAAGCUGGCGGAAGAGAGACCCGAGAUCCGACUGGACGUGCAGCUGCUGCCAGAGAAGAUCACACCGGAAUUGGUCCGGGACAUGAACUCUAAACCCGGGUUACUGGCAGUGGACAUGGAGGAGGUGACGGAUCCUAAGACAGGGGAAAAGACUAUGAGGGGUCGGCCAUUUGUGGUCCCUGGAGGUCGGUUCAACGAGUUGUAUGGCUGGGACAGUUACAUGGAGUCGCUCGGGUUGCUGGUCCACGACAAGGUCGAGUUGGCCAAGUCGAUGGUUCUCAACUUCUGCUUCUGCAUCAAGCAUUACGGCAAGAUUCUCAACGCUACACGGUCGUACUAUCUCUUACGAUCACAGCCGCCAUUCCUGACCGACAUGGCCCUCAGGGUGUACGACAAGAUCAAGCACGAGCCGGGCGCGCUCGAGUUCUUGCGAACCGCCAUCCUUGCUGCAAUCAAGGAAUAUCACAGUGUCUGGGUAGCCGAGCCGCGGUUAGACCCGGUUACCGGUCUCUCCCGCUACCGGCCCGAAGGCCUCGGUGUGCCGCCGGAGACCGAGGCUGGCCACUUCGUCCACAUCCUGGAGCCUUACGUCAAGAAGCAUGGCGUCACCUUCGAAGAGUUCGUCGACGCUUACAACCACGGGAGGAUCAAGGAGCCCGCGCUGGACGAGUACUUCAUGCAUGACCGCGCGGUGCGCGAGUCGGGCCACGACACGACGUACCGCUUCGAAGGCGUCUGCGCCAACCUCGCCACGAUCGACCUCAACUCGCUCCUCUUUAAGUACGAGACCGACAUCGCGCGCACCAUCCGCAACGUCUUCGGCGACAAGCUGGUCAUCCCGGCCGAGUACUGCGUCGGCAGCAUGACACCCAACCACGUCGAGACUUCGGCCAUCUGGGACCGCCGGGCUAAGCGCCGCAAGUUGGCCAUCGACAAGUAUCUCUGGAACGAGGCCGAGGGCAUGUACUUUGACUACGACACGGCCAAGCGCGAGCAGUGCACUUACGAGAGCGCGACGACCUUCUGGGCACUCUGGGCGGGCGUGAGCAGCCCCAAGCAGGCGGCCGCCAUGGUGACCAAGGCGUUGCCGCGGUUUGAGGCGUUUGGCGGGCUGUUGUCCGGGACCAAGGAGAGCCGCGGCGAGAUUGGGCUGGAACGGCCGAACCGCCAGUGGGACUACCCUUACGGAUGGGCGCCGCAGCAGAUGCUGGCGUGGACGGGGCUGUAUCGGUAUAGCUUCACCGAGGAGGCCGAGCGGCUGGCGUACAAGUGGUUGUUCAUGAUUACCAAGGCGUUUGUCGACUUCAAUGGCGUGGUCGUGGAAAAGUAUGAUGUCACGCGCCCGAUCGAUCCCCACCGCGUCGAUGCCGAGUACGGGAACCAGGGGCUGGACUUCAAGGGUGUUGCUAAGGAAGGAUUCGGCUGGGUCAAUGCCAGCUACGUUUACGGCUUACAGAUCGUCAAUGCCCAUAUGCGCCGGGCACUGGGCACGCUGACCCCGUACGAGACGUUUGUCAAGGCGCUGGAGGACAACCGUGCCAAAGCUCUUGCCGAGUUGGUUUGA
Molecule: messenger RNA, 2250 nt
Organism: Chaetomium strumarium
Lineage: Eukaryota; Fungi; Ascomycota; Sordariomycetes; Sordariales; Chaetomiaceae
Product: glycoside hydrolase family 37 protein
Exons: 5
Coding region: 1-2250 (749 amino acids)
Biological process (GO): trehalose catabolic process
Cellular component (GO): cytoplasm
Molecular function (GO): alpha,alpha-trehalase activity; calcium ion binding
Source: RefSeq, a predicted model, not a curated record